AUGAGUCUCACCGCUAAGGACAAGGCAGUGGUCGGGGCCUUCUGGGCCAAGGUGUCCGGCAAGGCUGAGGACGUCGGAUGCGAUGCUCUUUCUAGAAUGCUGGUGGUGUACCCCCAGACCAUGACAUACUUCUCCCACUGGCCGGACCUGAGCCCCGGUUCUGCCCCGGUCAGUAAGCAUGGUAAGACCAUCAUGGGAGGCGUCGGUGAAGCCGUGGCCAAGAUGGACGACCUCACCACAGGUCUCCUCACCCUCAGCGAGCUGCACGCCUUCCAGCUGCGUAUAGAUCCAGCCAACUUCAAGAUCCUGUCCCACAACAUAUUGGUGGUGCUGGCCAUUUUGUUCCCCGCUGACUUCACCCCAGAGGUUCAUGUGUCCGUGGACAAGUUCCUGGCCGCACUGGCCCUGGCUCUGGCCGAAAAGUACAGAUAA
This is a messenger RNA of Oncorhynchus nerka (sockeye salmon), 432 nucleotides long. Its product is annotated as hemoglobin embryonic subunit alpha-like. NCBI's taxonomy places the organism in Eukaryota, Metazoa, Chordata, Actinopteri, Salmoniformes, Salmonidae. Bases 1 to 432 code for a protein of 143 amino acids. The record is from RefSeq and is a predicted model, not a curated record. The transcript has 3 exons. Gene Ontology annotation, molecular function: oxygen binding; oxygen carrier activity; heme binding. Gene Ontology annotation, biological process: oxygen transport; hydrogen peroxide catabolic process. Gene Ontology annotation, cellular component: blood microparticle; haptoglobin-hemoglobin complex; hemoglobin complex.